CUCCCGGGCAAAGCGCGCGGGCGGGGGCGCCUCGGGCAGCAGGCGGGAGCUACAGCGGUCUCCAAGGCCAUGGCCGCGCGGUCCGUCACUCUCGGCAUAGACCUUGGCACCACGUCCGUGAAGGCAGCCCUGCUGGAGGCCGCGCCCGGCGACCCAUCCGGGUUUGUGGUACUGGCGAGCUGUGCCCGCGCUGCGCGGGCGGAGGCGGCGGCCGAGAGCUCGGCGGCCGGGCCCCAGGGGCGGGAGCAGGAUGUGAGUAGAAUCAUCCAAGCCCUGAACGAGUGCCUUGCUGCCCUUCCCCGGCUGCAGCUCCAGAGAGUCAGGGGCAUCGGAGUGUCAGGACAGAUGCAUGGAGUCGUGUUUUGGAAAACAAGCCAAGGCUGUGAAUGGAUGGAAGGAGGGGCUGCCCCUGUGUUCAAGCCCAGAGCCGUGAGCCACCUGGUCACAUGGCAGGAUGGCAGGUGUAGCAGCGGGUUCCUGGCGUCUCUGCCCCAGCCAGAGUCCCAUCUCAGUGUGGCCACGGGGUUCGGCUGUGCAACCAUCUUCUGGCUUUUGAAAAAUAGCCCAGAAUUCCUGAAGUCCUACGAUGCAGCUGGCACCAUCCAAGACUAUGUGGUGGCUAUGCUGUGUGGCUUGCCCAGACCCCUGAUGUCCGAUCAUAAUGCUGCUAGCUGGGGAUAUUUCAAUACCCAGAGCCAAAGCUGGAACUUGGAGAUAUUGAAGGGCUCGGGCUUUCCUGUGCACUUGCUCCCGGACAUCGCUGAGCCUGGCAGCGUGGCAGGCAGAACUUCCCAUGUGUGGUUCGAAAUCCCAAAGGGGACGCAGGUGGGAGUGGCCAUGGGUGAUUUACAGACCUCUGUCUAUUCUUGCAUGGCCCAAAAAACAGAUGCAGUUCUCAACAUCAGCACCUCGGUUCAGUUGGCAGCAUCCAUGCCUUCAGGAUUCCAGCCGGCGCAGACCCCAGAUCCUGCAGCCGCCAUUGCUUACUUCCCAUACUUCGACAGGACCUACUUAGGGGUGGCGGCAUCACUCAAUGGGGGCAAUGUGCUGGCCACAUUCGUCCACAUGCUGGUUCGGUGGAUGGCAGAUCUAGGCCUGGAGGUCGAAGAGUCCACUGUGUAUUCACACAUGAUUCAGGCAGCUGUGCAGCAGAGAGACACCUGCCUAACCAUCACCCCAACAGUGUUGGGGGAGAGGCACCUGCCGGACCAGCUGGCCUCAGUGACCAGAAUCUCCCCUUCUGACCUCUCUCUGGGCCAUGUGACCCGGGCCCUGUGCCGAGGCAUCGUUGAGAACCUGCACUCGAUGCUUCCAUUUCAGCAGCUCAAAGAGUGGGGCGUGGAGCGGGUGAUGGGGAGUGGGAGUGCGCUGUCCAGGAACGAGGUGCUGAAGCAGGAGGUGCAGAGGGCUUUCCCUUUGCCAGUGUCCUUUGGGCAGGAUGUGGAUGCAGCUGUUGGGGCAGCUGUGAUCAUGCUCCAGAGAAACCUCAACUGGAAGGAGACAUAGUCAGCAAACUCUUUGGCUAAAGGGCUGUUGCCAAUUUUACCUAAUUCACAUUCCCGACACCAUCUCUGGGUCAUCUUUUUUCCGAACAGUUCUGUGGGCAGUUUUUAAAGAAUGCUUGUUUUCAGGGUAUUGUCUUGGCUGAGAACAUACCUUCAGGACAUACAUUACUCUAAUAAUGUAGCCAGGACUCACCAACCAGAUCCCAAAUCAGUGCCUUCCAAAAGGGAGCUACCUGGGAGCUGUUUGCAAAUGUAAAUGUGGAAAAUGAGAAAGAGAGAGAAGGAAUAGUAGCCCAGCCUCCUGGCCAGCAGGCUCAUCCGUGGUUCACCAGUAGACAGAGACAAAAUAAAUGUGGACUUUAAACCUCAGAAAGAACGAAUCUUCUAUCUGUGAAAUUGUGAAGAAGAAAAAAGAAUUUGUGCUGCUUUUGCUGUCACACCUCAAACUGUUAAAGUUAUGGCCACAGUAAAUGAUAACUUUUAUUACAUUA
This is a messenger RNA of Galeopterus variegatus (Sunda flying lemur), 1996 nucleotides long. It is a transcript of the gene SHPK, whose product is annotated as sedoheptulokinase. The record is from RefSeq and is a predicted model, not a curated record. Gene Ontology annotation, biological process: carbohydrate metabolic process; cellular response to lipopolysaccharide. NCBI's taxonomy places the organism in Eukaryota, Metazoa, Chordata, Mammalia, Dermoptera, Cynocephalidae. The coding region runs from base 70 to 1506 and encodes 478 amino acids. Gene Ontology annotation, cellular component: cytosol. Gene Ontology annotation, molecular function: sedoheptulokinase activity. The transcript is spliced from 7 exons.